Molecule: messenger RNA, 1374 nt
Organism: Calliphora vicina (urban bluebottle blowfly)
Lineage: Eukaryota; Metazoa; Arthropoda; Insecta; Diptera; Calliphoridae
Gene: Cluap1
Product: clusterin associated protein 1
Exons: 3
Coding region: 1-1374 (457 amino acids)
Biological process (GO): cilium assembly
Cellular component (GO): intraciliary transport particle B; cilium; centrosome
Source: RefSeq, a predicted model, not a curated record
AUGUCUUUUAAGGAAGUCCGAGAUCUUGCUGAACAUUUAAAGUUAUUGGGUUAUCCCCAUACUUUUCCACUGCAAGCCUUGUCUGCAAAUUUUGGCUGUUUAGCUUCUUUUUAUAUAGUGGCUGAAGUUUUACAAUGGUUGGCUGGCUUAUUGGAACCAGGUUCUGUUUUGCCUGGAGGCAUAAUCAGCCAAGAAGAACGUGUUCUACUUAUACGCUCUGCCACCGAGUUUUUUGUUACCAAAUCAGCCAUCAAAUUAAAUCCACGUAAACUUUAUGCUGCCUCUGCGGUAACAGCGGGGGAAUUGCAAAAAAUUACAAGACUUUUAAUAGCCCCCAAUGUCACCGAUGAAAAUCAGGAAGAGGAUGAACAUUAUCGAAGUCUUAAUCAAGUUGAUAUUGGUGAUAAAAUGGAUGAUUUGAGGAGAGCUCGUGAAUUAUCCUCAGAUUUAACACAAAGAGGUGCCACACUGCAUGACUUACUGCUCAAAGAAAUGCAUAAUAAAGAAGCUAGACUGGCUCAGGCCAAUAGACCUAUGGAAUUGGCUUCUGUAGAGAGAAAUUUAAAAAAUGCAGUGGCCUCUUCUCAAGUUAAACUACAAUCGAGUAGAGCCCAAUUGGAAAAUGCACGUGUUGAAUUGAAUGCUCUCAAUUCGAAGUUGCAACGUAAAAAAGCCGAGUUGGAACGUACGAAACAACGUUUGGAGGCAUUGCAGAAAAUACGACCAGCCCAUAUGCAAGAGUUCGAGGAGCAUGAAAAGGAAUUGAAAAAUCUAUUUCAGCAAUAUUUUCUACGUCUGCAUGUAAGGGAUGCUUUGAGGGCACAAUUUGAGACACGCAUCAAGAGAUCACUGCCCAUUGCGUCGCCUUUGUUGCAAAAACCUGCCGAAAAUUCUAUGCCUUUCAUACCAGAGGGACUUUUAGCUGACGACGAUGAAGACUUGGAUGACGAUGAGGCUCAAUUAGAUGCAAACUUUGGUUUUGAACAUGACAUGCUUGAGAAGCGCGACGAUGCCAAAGGUACGGCCAAUAUGAAAAGGCCUGGAACAGCUACUUCACGUAUUCGUCCUACAACUGGAAGAGGACGUACCUCUACGAUUAAGAGCGAUGACAAAGCAAAGGCGGAUCGUUUAGAUUUAGAAGGUGAUAGUUCUUUUGGUAGCUCGGAUAGUGAUUUAGAUAUGGCUGACAUUUUGGGCAUGAAUUCAAACGGUCCUGCGGGUAUUACUGAUUUGAAUGAUUUGGGUGAUGAUGAUGAUGACGAUGAUUUUGGCAUGGAUUCUAUGGACAGUAUAAGUAUUUCGAAAAUUACAGGAGAAUUGAAAGUGAGGCCUAAGACUGCUACCAAGCCAGAUCUUAGUGAUGAAGAUUUUUAA